UUCCAAAAGCUGCACUGGAACGAAAACGGUCGCCGAAUGUUCCUUUGCUGUAUUGCUGACGGUAUAACUUAACUUCGUCAUUUUCAUUUAAGUCAAUUGUCAUCGUCCGGUUUGGUUUUGUCUGUUUGUAUCGAUAUUUAUUAAGGGAACCUUCCUACAGGCUGUAUCAUCUCUUCCUAUUUUUCUUGUUAUCCAACUCUCCUUUGCCAUAUUUAAUACCUGUUUUGUCAUAAUUUGUUUGUAAUGGACGAAAACUCAGAGCUUCUAACGCCUGAAUUGGCGUCAAAACGCGCAUCUAAAGCAGAAAGUUUGACCACAUUUCGUCAACAUUUUCACCGGUGGAUCCAGGCUAUCCGAUACACUGCAAGCAGUAUCUUUUCUCACAACGAGCUUAACACAAUUGUCCAACCAUUGAAACGUCCGUUUCUAUUUCUUGCACGGCCGUCGAAUUCUCCAGACCUUGCAUGCAACCCAGGCGCAAACGAAUCUUCCGGUUCUCAAAAUGCUCUUGAGGGAAGAGAAACACCUGAAAUGACAAAGUUUCUGCGUGAGAUUCCUCAACCUUCGUCUUCCUAUAGUCUGCUUGACGGGUUUCAAGCAACUUUAUACAAAAACGUACAACGUAGACUUACUAAAAAGGGACUUCUCCUACCAGAGAAGCCCCGACCUGUGUCCAAUUCUCGUCCAAAAUCGUCACUGUCCCUUGAGCAUAGAAAACUUGUUCGUGAUUUUAGAGUUGCCAACGUUCAAGCAGCUGUAGUUGUCGACGAACUGGGUCAGAUCGAUAACAUGCUUUCCGAGUUACACAUACGCCGGCGGGCUGCCUUUCAAAAAAUGGAGCAAUUGAAUAGUCAAUGCACUCAAUUGCAAGCACGGUUAUCAAUCGUGGAAAAAGAAGCGCUUGAUGAAGACACACACGAACUUGAAGACGUUGUGACUUCAAAUAAGACGGUGACAGAACAACAAUUUGAGGAAGAAGCAGAUGAAGAAGCAGGAGAGUUGGGAGAAGAAAGGGAAUUGGGGGAGGAUGGUGUUCCAAAUGAAUUCAGAGACGAUGAGCAAAAAGAGAAAACAUCUCACAUGCGAACGGACGGAACAGAGGAACACGCGUCCCGCGGCCCAUUCAAACGAAAAAUAUCACUUUCAAGCUUUCACCAAAUUCCUGUAGGCACACCGCAGAAGAACAUAGAAGUAAGUCAGGGACAACCCAUCACAGCGCUUGACUUUAAUGAACCAUUUGGUUUGCUACUUCCAGCAUGCGCGGACGGAACCGUGAAUGUGUGGGAUUUGUCUUCGACCAAAUGUCUGGGUGAACUCGUUGGUCACACACAGCGUGUGCCGUGUUUGAGUGCUCGAGAUUCGAUCGCAGUUACUGGUUCUUGGGAUAGGACGGCCCGUAUUUGGAACUUGCAGAAUUGUUUGCGGUCUGAAAACCCAUCAGAUGGUACUGAAACAGUGUAUGACUCGGACACAUAUUAUUUCGCAGAAGACGCUCCGCAUGUGCAUGCGGAACGAGCAGUAGCAGUGCUGUCAUCGCAUACAGAGUCCAUCACGGCACUUUCUCUUUCUCCUGAAAAUGUUCUAGUGACUGGCGCCAACGACAAAACUAUACGCCAAUGGGAUAUGCUGACAGGGCGCUGUGUCCAAACUUUGGAUCUCGUUUGGACGGUGGCUCAAGAGGCUGCCACAGGACAUGCUAGUACCGUUCCGCUUCAUUCGUCGUUGAAUGAACCGCUCGUUGGCGCGUUGGAUUGUUUAGAUGCUGCUGUCGCUAGUGGUACAAGCGAUGGUAUUAUUCGGCUUUGGGAUUUACGUGUUGGACUUUCACAGCGUUCCUUGUGUGGCCAUACAGGUCUGAUUACGGCUCUUCAAUUCGAUGGAGUUUACGUGUUUUCUGGUAGCCAAGACCAUACUGUUCGCAUAUGGGAUUUGAGAAUGGGUUCGGUAUGCGAGAGCGUGACCUUUGCAGGCCCCGUUUCUUCCGUGUGUGUUUCUGAAGAUCGAUUUGCUGUCUCAUCCGUUGGUGAACCACUUUGUGUCCUAGAUCCAAAUGAAAGACGGACUUGGAUAUGUGACCAAGUGUCCUCUGGGCAUGGGUCGCUCCCGGAUGACCAUGAAAUCCCAUCAUCCAACACAUCCUUUUCCAAUGUUACAGCCCUUCAAUACAAGGAUCGAUUUUUGGUUUCUGGAAACGAGCUUGGUGUCGUUAGUAUGUUUUCAAUCUAACUGACAACUUUCUUGACUUUAAAAAAACCGCAAAAAAUAUGUUUGUAUUUAUGAAGUACUAAUUCUACUGUCUUUAAAGAUGCUUUCACGUUUAAACAUGCGCUUUUUUAUCCGAAAUGUUUCGUCUUCGCCGCUUCUCGCCGCUCUCGCCUGUUUCAUAAAACACUGUUCCAACCGAAUUUAAUAUUCCACCGUUUCGACCCAGUACACUUAAAACACUUCUCAAACACCUUCAGCACACCUUAACACUGCGAAACCAUCCACCUAACGGACAGUUUAAAUUUCCUCAACAAUUCUACAGUUUGUUGGUGUAGCCUCUAUUCACGCACCACAACGUAUUCAUUUAUUCACCACACAUUUGAAACUUG
Messenger RNA from Schizosaccharomyces japonicus yFS275, 2594 nucleotides. RefSeq names its product CCR4-Not complex subunit Caf4/Mdv1. The transcript has a single exon. The record is from RefSeq and is a predicted model, not a curated record. The coding region runs from base 244 to 2226 and encodes 660 amino acids. Lineage: Eukaryota; Fungi; Ascomycota; Schizosaccharomycetes; Schizosaccharomycetales; Schizosaccharomycetaceae.